Molecule: messenger RNA, 2994 nt
Organism: Mus caroli (Ryukyu mouse)
Lineage: Eukaryota; Metazoa; Chordata; Mammalia; Rodentia; Muridae
Gene: Aar2
Product: AAR2 splicing factor
Biological process (GO): spliceosomal tri-snRNP complex assembly
Source: RefSeq, a predicted model, not a curated record
UUCCCUUACUAUAUAGAGACUACCCAUAAGUUCUGUGACUCUAGAGAACCCUGACUAAUACAGCAAGGCCUAUGGAUAGUCAUUUACUAUACACAUCAUUUGAUUUGUUAUUAAAUACACAGUACAUUUAUGAGGGCUAUGUGCUAGGUUCUAAGGAAAUAGAGAAGAAAAAGACAGGCAGGUUUCCUCACUCAGUGCGCAUUGAUAGCUUGACUGCUGUAUUUUGUAAGGCCUGGAAAACACUGGGUGGUCAUUUCCAGAGGAACUGCUGUGUUUGCGGUUGAAGGGAAUGGCUCUCCCUUCAGGCAACAGCCUUGGUUCUGAAACUAGGGAUGAAUGUGUCUGGAAGCCAGGACUUGUAGAUAAUAGGGAACUUUUGACAUGGUGACCGGCAUAGGAAAUGUGGCUAAAGAGGACCAACCAUGACUGAGCCAGUCUGUGGCUACUGUGUGCCAACACCUGAACCAUGCUUUGGCCAGCCCGUGUCUGCUUGAGACCAAAUGGACUGUGGAUGGAUCCUUUGUGUGUAAUGGACAAGCACUGCACCUGAUGGACCGUGUUCUCACCAGCCGCUUGGUUUCAUUGUUUGAUUUCUGAGAAGACAGUCUCUAGCAAUCAAGGGUGAUUUUUGAACUCCAGAUCAAGGGUUGGGAAUACAGGAGACAGAAAAGAGCCCUGCUUUUGGUUACCCUCCACUGGCCUCAUGUCUUCCAUGCAGAUGGAUCCUGAGUUAGCCAAGCAGCUCUUCUUUGAAGGAGCCACGGUGGUCAUUCUGAACAUGCCCAAGGGGACAGAGUUUGGCAUUGACUACAACUCCUGGGAGGUGGGGCCCAAGUUCCGGGGUGUGAAGAUGAUUCCUCCUGGAAUCCACUUCCUCUACUACAGCUCUGUGGACAAGGCCAAUCCCAGGGAGGUGGGCCCUCGCAUGGGCUUCUUCCUCAGCCUGAAGCAGCGGGGGCUGACAGUCCUGCGCUGGAAUGCAGUCCAGGAAGAAGUAGACUUGUCUCCAGCUCCAGAGGCUGAAGUAGAAGCUAUGAGAGCCAAUCUCCCAGAGCUAGACCAGUUUCUGGGACCUUACCCGUAUGGUACACUCAAGAAAUGGAUCUCACUCACCAACUUCAUCAGUGAGGCCACCAUGGAGAAGCUGCAGCCUGAGAGCAGGCAGAUCUGCGCCUUCUCAGAUGUGCUGCCUGUGCUUUCCAUGAAGCACACCAAGGACAGGGUGGAGCAGAACCUACCCCUCUGCGGCACCGAGUGCAAAAGCUACCAAGAGGGCUUAGCCCGGCUGCCCAAGAUGAGGCCCAGAGCUGGGACAGAGAUCCGCUUCUCAGAGUUGCCCACUCAGAUGUUCCCAGCAGGAGCCACACCAGCAGAAAUCACCAGGCACAGCAUGGACUUGAGCUAUGCCCUCGAGACUGUGCUCAGCAAGCAGUUCCCUGGCAACCCCCAGGAUGUACUUGGUGAGCUCCAGUUUGCCUUUGUGUGCUUCCUGCUGGGCAAUGUGUAUGAGGCAUUUGAGCACUGGAAGCGGCUCCUGAACCUUCUGUGUCGGUCUGAAUCUGCCAUGGGGAAGCACCACACCCUGUACAUCAGCCUCAUCUCCAUCCUGUACCACCAGCUUGGUGAGAUCCCUGCUGACUUCUUUGUGGACAUUGUCUCCCAGGACAACUUCCUCACCAGUACCUUACAGGUUUUCUUUUCUUCUGCCUGCAGUAUUGCGGUGGAAGCCACCCUGAGGAAGAAAGCCGAGAAGUUCCAAGCCCACCUGACUAAGAAGUUCCGCUGGGACUUCACUUCAGAGCCAGAGGACUGUGCCCCAGUGGUGGUGGAGCUCCCCGAGGGCAUCGAGUCGGCCUAACUGUAAAUCCUCAAGCUGUGGGAGACCUCUUCCCUCAUCACUACAACCCAGGGUCUCCCCCAUUCAUCUGUCCUGGAUGGAACCCUCCAGCACAGUUAUCCAGUCAGGUCCUGCAAAGAUGGAGCUGGAACCUGAGCUCUCACCAUAAUACAUUCCUUUGCUGCAAAAGUGGCCAUUUAUGUAUGGUUUCCUAUAGACUGGCCCAGCUGCUGAAUUUCAGGAAAAGAAGAGGUCAAGAUGAAACCUGCCCCAGCAACAGUCUAAUUCCUUCUGACAACGAGAAAAUGAACAUUAAAUCCAAAAGAACUAGCUGCUUAUUCCAUUGCUGCUUAAAAGAGGAAAGAAACCAGAUCCAUCCUAGGGUCUGUGGCAUUAAGUCAGUGAGUUUUUAAGUUAAGUGUGGGUUGGAAGCCGAAUGUGGUUUGUAUAGAGUUUCUUCCUGCUCCUGGUUGGAUGGAAGGAAACCUGCCAAAACUCAGGCCACUGACCUCUCAAGAGCCUAGCUGGGGACAGGUGACAAGGAAGAUGGUGGAUUGAGUCUGGCAGGAGGUCAGCUUCAUCUGCCACACCUCCUCUGCCAAAAGCCACAGUGGUUAAUACCUGAGUCAGCUGCUGGCUGUGGGAUCUCCUGCUACUGUCACCGUCAUCCUGAGGCCUCACUCUGCAGCAGGAUGUGGAAACCUCCCAUGGGUUCCCAUUUCUCACAAAGGUUCCCAUGAUGCUUCUGAUGACAUGGAAAUCAACAGCAAAAGGAGGGGGUCUUGCUCUGAGCCUGCUUCUUAAGCCCUGGUAAAGCCUGGGCCUUUUCUUCAGAACCAUAGAGAUAGCUGGGUAGCUUAACUCUCCCCAGCCCUGCUGUGGGAUUCUCAUGAGUGCUGUCACGUUUCUGGUGUUAGGGAUUCUUGAAGGCACACCCAUUGUGCGGUGUGGGCAGAGUUCUGUCUCAAGAAGGGCUCCAAGGCCCUCCACCCUGACCUCAGGCUCUCUGCUGUACUCUGGAGUCCUUCUGAGGCUUGAGCUCACAGCAGGCCAGUGAGUGAGAGUCCUGCUGUUUAAGACUUUUGGUUCCUCUUGUUUCCUUGGAGAUGUUUUUCCAAGAGCACAAUGUACAUUAAAGUCUUUGAGUUGGGACUAAU